AUGGCUUCUGGAAGGCUCAUCAAGCUCCUGGUGUUCGAGCUGCUUGAGUUUGCUGCUUUCUCCAUCCCCACGCUGGUGAUUGUGGAACAGUUCGCCACCGCCUAUCAAAGCUCAAGGGAUACAAGAGAGAAAACUCAUUAUUGGCUGAUCGUUUCCUGUUCAAUUGCCUAUGUGGCUUCAGUGAGUCUGUUGAUUUGGGUUCCCAUAAAAGUUCUCUUAUACAAGAAACAUCAUCUUUCAAAAAAAAUUAAAGGAUGGAGACCUGUUAUGAUGAUGUGUGUAGUACUCACCACACUCCCCAGUUUCAGCUUUUCUAUAGCAGUGACUGAGGUUCAAAAGAAUAUUAAUGGUUCUGCUAAUAGCUUGCCUGACACCUUGCCUGACCUACCAGUCUCUCUGGUUCUGACUUCCUUGAUCGUGGUUGACAUUAUUGAAAAACUCAGGACAUAUCCUCUUAGAGGGAGGCAAAAAAGUAAUGAAGAUACGCACAUCCAUGCCACCACUUUGCAACGCAUAAAAACUGUGACAGAUCAAGAGAGGCAAAAUGAAGGAAACCCUGCACCUCCCCAGCCAGCCCCAAGGACCACAGCAUCAGCAGCCACAACACGGAGCCCUGUCCCUGCGCAGGCUGGACCCGAGGAACCCGCCUUCCAGUCCGGAGUCCUGAGAGCCAUGUCCCAGCGGGACGCUCGAGCGGAGAUUUUCCUGUGGAGCUUUCUGUUGUGGUCUGACACCAUUGAAAUGGUGCGUGUGGCCGGCCACCACGCUGUGUACAAGUCAGCCUGGGUCUACCCAGUCUAUCUGUUCAGUUUCAUUUCUCUCCUUCGAAUUAUAUUCACUCCCCAGAACCCUCUUCUGAAUUCCCUGGGCAUCCUGCUCCAGGAUUUACCCUUUAUUUUUGUCAGACUUAGCUUAAUCAUUGACCUGGGAACUGUCACACCCGUAUUGGGCCUUUGUAAAAAUGUGCUGGUGACUCUCUCUUAUGUUUACUUCAAUUACUUAACUAAAUUCAGGGUUUUCUCCUCCUUUGAAUUGUCUUCAUUUUAA
Messenger RNA from Eptesicus fuscus (big brown bat), 1047 nucleotides. RefSeq names its product transmembrane protein 236 (gene TMEM236). NCBI's taxonomy places the organism in Eukaryota, Metazoa, Chordata, Mammalia, Chiroptera, Vespertilionidae. The transcript has 4 exons. The coding region runs from base 1 to 1047 and encodes 348 amino acids. The record is from RefSeq and is a predicted model, not a curated record.